Molecule: messenger RNA, 858 nt
Organism: Didymodactylos carnosus
Lineage: Eukaryota; Metazoa; Rotifera; Eurotatoria; Philodinida; Philodinidae
Source: the annotation of a GenBank genome assembly
AUGUACUCGGUACAAGUAGUGGCGGAGCCACAAAUAGGGCAUAAUGAACAGUUAUCAGUCAUGUUUGUUGGUGGACCGAAUCAACGAAAAGAUUAUCAUAUCGAAGAAGGAGAAGAAUUGUUUUAUCAGACAAAAGGUGAUAUGUGUUUAAAAGUAGUGGAACAAGGAAAAUCUCGAGACAUUAUCAUCAAGGAAGGACAAAUAUUUUUGUUACCUGCCCGGAUUCCUCACUCACCAAAUCGAUUUGAAAACACAGUUGGUUUAGUUAUUGAACGAAGACGAACAGAAGAGGAACUUGAUGGUUUGAGAUAUUACGUCGAUGAUCAAAACACAGAUCGUUUAUUUGAACGGUGGUUUCAUGUAACAAACUUAGGUACACAAUUACCGCCUCUUAUCAAAGAAUAUUUUACCUCGGAAGAAUAUCACACUAGAAAGCCACGUGAAGAUAGUUUUCCAAAAGUGACCCCAUUUCCAAUAGAUGAUAAAAUAUCGGUAGGGGAUCCAUUUUAUUUAUCUGAUUGGCUUACAAAACACAGUGAAGAUUUGAAAAAUGGUCCUGUCAGUUUAUUUCCUGACAAGUUUCAAAUGCAGGUAAUUGUGCGAUCGAAUGGUGAUCAUACAAUUCAAAGUCAAAUAGAACUAUGGUUGUGGCAAAUUCGUGGAAAAUCAACAAUUCGAAAUAACACUGAGAACGAAAGUUAUAAUUUGAAUGAAACUGAUGCGCUAUAUUUAAAUGCAAAUUCAAAACAUUUACAUAAACAAAUAUUAAAGAAUACACAUUUCAGAUUGCAAAAGUAUUAUACUAUUAGGAAUGAUGCACCACUUCUAUUUCAAAAAAUGAUAAAUCGUAUUAACUAG